AUGGCGGCCAAGUCGGACGGCAGCGGCUUCUCGCAGCUGCACAACCUCGACGACCACCACUAUCACCACCACCACCAUCAUCAUCACCUGGCCGGGGGCCGCCGCUGCCGCUGCCGCCGCCGCCGCCGCGGGCCAGGGGGCUGCGGUGGUGGCGGAGGCGGCGGAGGCGGCGGCGGGAGCUCGGACGACGAGGCCGGCGAGAGCAGCUCGAUGCACAUCUGCCACUGCUGCAACACGUCGUCGUGCUACUGGGGCUGCCGGAGCGCCUGCCUGCGCAGCCUGCUGGGCCGGGGGGCCGGAGGAAGCGGGUCGGGGGCCGGAGCCACCGACCCGCUGGCGCCGGGGGCCGGAGGUGGCGGCGGAGGAAGCGGCGGCGGAGGCGGCGAUGGGCCGUCGGCGGCGGGGCUGGCGGUGGAGCGGCCGUGGCUGGACUGCCUGUGGAUCGUGCUCGCUCUGUUGGUGCUGGUGGGCGACGUGGGCACCGACCUCUGGCUCGCCCUCGACCACUACGGCCGCCGCGACUACCUGUGGUGCGGCCUGACGCUGGCCUUCGUGCUGCUGCCCUCGGUGCUGGUGCAGAUCCUCAGCUUCCGAUGGUUCGUGCAGGACUACACCGGAGGAGGCCUGGGCGCCGUGCAGGGCCUCACCAGCCGAGGGCCUCCCAUGAUGGGAUCCGUCGGGGCCGGCCGCCGCGCCGGGCAUCGCCACUACCACGGCGCCGGAGGCACGCCCGGAGCUCAGCGCCUCUGCAGGCUCUCCGUCUGGAUUUGGCAGUCCGUCAUUCACCUGCUGCAGAUGGGACAGGUCUGGAGGUAA
Messenger RNA from Podarcis lilfordi (Lilford's wall lizard), 816 nucleotides. Lineage: Eukaryota; Metazoa; Chordata; Lepidosauria; Squamata; Lacertidae. The record is from the annotation of a GenBank genome assembly.